AUGUGGCAAAUCUGCACCGGAUUUCGUGCAGAAUCGCUCAGUUACGGUUCAUGGGAUAUCUUCGCCUACAUUCUUACUCUCGGCUUGCUGACAGGCCUAUACAUCGUCCCCUGUCUGGUUUGCUACUGUUCCGGUAGAUUGGACCCGUUCUCUGCUGCGUGGAUGGAUUUUGGUGCCAUGUUUAUGUGGGCAUAUGGCCUCGUCAUCACGGUGGUUGGGCCUGAUUUUCACGACCAUAGAAUGGGCCUCUGGUUGCGAAUAAUGCUGUCGAUGCAGUUGGCCGAACUAUUUCUCUUUGUAGAGACGACCGGCAUUGCUCUGAUGGUUAUGGAGAGGGAGAAGCAGACGGCAAAGAUGGCCGAGCCGGCGGGGGCCGGGGUGAAGCCCGCACCAGCGUCGGAGCCCACCGUACCUGGAUUGUUAGAGGCGCCAGUGUGA
Molecule: messenger RNA, 438 nt
Organism: Morchella importuna
Lineage: Eukaryota; Fungi; Ascomycota; Pezizomycetes; Pezizales; Morchellaceae
Exons: 2
Coding region: 1-438 (145 amino acids)
Source: RefSeq, a predicted model, not a curated record